CCUUACUCAAGGCCAAUCGUAUUCAAGACCAUGCAUUUGAAAUGAAAAUGGUACCUCGCGUACCAUUUUCACCGGGGAUGAAUAGCGACGGACGAAGCUACUUUUAACACGUUCGUUUCUGAUAGCAGCAGAACACGUUACGUCUCGCGCGCAUAACUACUUUCAAUAAAUUCCUCGGCGAGAUACUUCUACGACUUUAUUUUCGGCACGGCGGAUUAAUUAUUCGAUACGAAUGCGAUGCAUGUUACAUUUGCCCUUAUCUGCUUUUUCCAAUACAACUCUACCUCACACUGUUCAAUUUGCCAGGCCAACUUGCCGCCCACGCGAGGAAAAGACAAGACGACUGAUAAUCCCGUCAAAAUAAACUAAAAUAUAUAUACAUAUGUACGUAUGAAUGCUACGGUGCCGAAGCGAUAGAGCUCGCAAUACAACGAUUAUGACGUGAGAGGCAGGAUUUCCAGCCAAGUUCGCCUGUUGUCCAGCCGUCCUAAAGGGACAACUGGAACGCCGUGAGAGGGUGGGAGUCUCUAUAUUAAAUCAUGGCGAGACUUGUGCUGAAAGCCAGUCGUUCGCGGAGCGUUGGAACACACAUGAAGGAUCUGCUCCGUGCCUGUUACAAGGACUAGCAAAUAUUUUUCCGCGGACCAUCUUCAAGUUGCAUCGUGUCGGUUCGUCGUUUGCCCCCAUUGUACAAUCAUUGACAAAGACUGGAAACUGUUUGGGAAGAGCGAUCUGAUUACAAUCGUCGAUCGAGAAGACUGAGUAGGCUGAAAAGAAUUGAGAAGAAGAAGGCUCGGAAAAAUCCAAAGUCGAGGCUACCUUUCUUUUUAGGUAUCUCGCCGGAAAGAGAGCCGGUGUCAAGAAUGAAGCUGAUUGCAUUAAAAUUGGUUUCGUGCCUGUUUACAACGCUACUACUCGCAGUGAUCGCCUUCGGAUAUCCCGCCAGUAACAGCGAAGCAGCGAUCGAGAACAUGAGGCAGAUUCCGCAAUGGCAUUGUCUCCGCUAUAGAAAAUUCGAUUUUGUUCGUCGCUGUCGGAAUUAUCGCUUAGGAAGAAGGCACUGACAAAUGGACAUUCAAUACGAUCCACGAUUGGCAACUACUAUACUUUAUGGCAAAUUUCGUCGUCCGAUUGUGCAGAACACGCCAUUUCAAGUCGUUAGACUAAACAAGUUUAAGUUUAUUUAAAUUAGUUUCAAUUAGAUUAUACAGACAUCCACACACGUAAAGGCAUUUAUGUUAGAGAACAAAAAUAAUUUAGAAUUAUAUUGUUCUGUUAAAGAAAUCCACAUUAAGUGCAAUGCAUGAUACGAGAAAUCACAUUUUAUAUUCUUUUAUUUUUAUUGAUGAAUUUUCUUCUCUUCAUUUAGAUAAGCAUUAGAUAACAUAGAAACUUCGAUUCUUGUACUGAUUCUAAAUUUUACACGAAGCAUUCAAAACAAAUUAUUGAAACAAUUUUUUGUAUUAUCUUUCAUACAAUAUGC
Vollenhovia emeryi is the source of this 1483-nucleotide messenger RNA. RefSeq lists its product as uncharacterized. NCBI's taxonomy places the organism in Eukaryota, Metazoa, Arthropoda, Insecta, Hymenoptera, Formicidae. The transcript is spliced from 3 exons. The record is from RefSeq and is a predicted model, not a curated record. The coding region runs from base 864 to 1064 and encodes 66 amino acids.